GAAGACAAUGACGUGGGAAAAAACAGGUGCUUAUAAUUAUGCUCCGCUUUUUAAACAGAAAAAAUAUUAGGAAGAAAGCCAAAACCCUCGACGGAGAAACAGAUUUGCCAGCUAGAACUGCAACAAAUAAUUUUCCGGUUCAUGGUGGAUACAUCUGAAUGCGGAAUAUGUACCAUUUUAGUUCCUCAAAAUAUUCUCUAUUUCAACAGAUGGAUCUAUAUAUACCAACAGCAGUAAGAGUCCAAGCUCUCCUUCCUCAGUAAACUACCAGACAAGCUAUCUUUCAAUAAACAAUAAAUUUUUUUUUGGUUUUUGAAGCCCAACAAUUACAAUGAUUAAUGCCAGAGAUGAUUACAAAGCUCCUCUGUUGGUUAGAGACCCUGGAAAGGCAAUUUCAUCAGAGUCCACGAUGAAAGAAAAUUCAGGAAGUGAAGGAGAAAUCUUAUUAGACAUUGAUGACCAGCCCAGAUUUCUGUCAUCUAACGGACAUCACAAAUAUAGAGAUCGUGAUUAUAAACGAUCAAACGGUGAUGGAAUUGAAGAUGAUAGAAUCAAUCCAUUUUCUGCAUUGGGUGUUUCACCUGGCUGCGUUGGUACUGUUUGCUCAAUUGACCCGUUUCGAAAUCACACUCCCGAUAUUUAUGGAAUAUAUGAAUGGGUAAAGAUAGUUGUGCUUCUUCCACUUGUUGUGGUUAGACUGCUUGCUUUUGUGAUUGUGCUGUCGAUUGGGUUUGUGAUUACCAAAUCGGCACUUGCUGGGUGGAAUGAUAAACACAGACCGAUGCCCAAAUGGAGGUGUAGGUUAAUGUGGGCCACUCGGUUUACAGCUCGUUGCAUUCUCUUCUGUUGGGGUUUUCAUUGGAUUCGACGUAUAGGGAAGCCUGCUUCUAAGGCAAUUGCACCGAUAGUAGUAUCAAAUCAUGUAUCAUAUACAGAUCCAAUAUUCUUCUUUUAUGAGCUAUUCCCAAGCAUUGUCACAUCAGAGACACAUGACAAGAUUCCAUUCGUAGGGACAAUUAUCAGGGCUAUGCAGGUAAUAUAUGUGGAUAGAUUAUCACGAAAAUCACGGAAGCAUGCUGUAGCUGAAAUAAAGAGAAAGGCUUCAUGCAAUGAUUUUCCGCAAGUGAUGUUGUUUCCAGAAGGGACAACAACUAAUGGAAGGGCACUUAUUUCAUUUCAACUUGGAGCUUUUAUUCCUGGUUUUCCAGUCCAACCCGUUGUUGUUAGAUAUCCUCAUGUACAUUUUGAUCCAUCUUGGGGCAAAAUCUCUUUAUUGAAGCUCAUAUUUCGGAUGCUAACUCAAAUCCACAAUUUUAUGGAGGUGGAGUAUCUUCCAGUCAUUUUUCCAAUAGAAAGCAAAAUGGAAAAUCCUGCCUUUUUUGCAAAGAAGGUUGGUUACUCAAUGGCGAAGGUAAUAAAUGUUGUACAAUCAGAACAUUCACAUGGGGAUCUGAUUCUCGCUACUAGAGCAUCACAAAUAGGAUUGGUUUCACCUUCUUCUUAUCUAGUUGAGAUGGCUAAAAUGGAUAGGUUGUUCAAACUAAGCAUAGAGGAUGCAGUUGGUUUUCUUGAGAAAUUUGCUUCAAUGCAUCCAGAUUCUAGUGGACGGGUCAACAUAGAUAAUUUUCUAGCUGUGUUGGGCAUGCCAAGAACUUCAUUUUCUGAGCAGAUAUUUUGCUUCUUCGAUGUAGAGGCCCAACAUUCAAUUACAUUCACUGAGUUCUUAUAUGGUUCGAUGUCUAUCUUGAAGCAACCAAAAUUUCCUCUUGUAUGUGAGUUCGCAUUUAAAUACUGUGACAUAAAUGGCAAGGGUUUCCUUUCAAAGGAAGAGGUGGAACGAAUAUUGGAACUGGCCUUCCCAUGUAUUUCUCAGAACAAUGUAUAUCAAAUUUUUAAGAUUUUUGAUCUUGAUGGCGAUGAGGCGGUAAGCUGGGAUGAUUUCAAGACAUGUCUGGAGAGGAAUCCUGUGUUUAUUGCAUUGUUUUCUGCGCUGAUUGGUAAAGAUGGCUUUUCCUGUAUGGAAUAGUAAUUUUUGGUUUUGAGAGGGCUUGGUAUAAUGUAUUUCAGAUAGCUAUUUGAGGAAGGUAGUUCUUUGUUGUCGAGAGGGCUUAGCAUAGACCAGUCAAGUUGUGGAGCAUUUAACUAAAAUGAGUGAAUCUAUGAUGUAAGAUACAAUACAAAAGAGAUCAUAUUUGCAAUGAAGAACAUUUUAGAGACUCUAAUUCAUUAUUAUGUCAUGUUUUUAACAUCA
This is a messenger RNA of Cryptomeria japonica (Japanese cedar), 2251 nucleotides long. Its product is annotated as lysophospholipid acyltransferase LPEAT2. Gene Ontology annotation, molecular function: lysophosphatidylethanolamine acyltransferase activity; calcium ion binding. NCBI's taxonomy places the organism in Eukaryota, Viridiplantae, Streptophyta, Pinopsida, Cupressales, Cupressaceae. The record is from RefSeq and is a predicted model, not a curated record. Bases 332 to 2026 code for a protein of 564 amino acids. Gene Ontology annotation, biological process: phospholipid metabolic process. The transcript has 14 exons.